GGUGCGCGAAGGGGCGGGGCACGGCGCAGGGCGCGGUGCGCACGCGCCUGGGGCCGCCGCCGGGGGCGGGAGGCGUUGACGCCCGGCUGGGGUGGUGGCUCCCGCGCAGGCGCAGACGGGCCGGCCCGCUGAGGCGGGGCCGCGGCGGGAGCCGCCCCGCCGGUGAAGGUUGGGCCGACCGGACGGGACUCGGCCCCACAGCAGCGACCCCUCGGGGAGCAGCUGUGAGCCCGUCACACGGAGGGAUGACCUCUCUAGGCGGGGACGCCGCGUGAGCGAAAGAGGCCUGUCAGUGUGAGUCUGGCUACUGGUCGGUCCCCUGACGGCUUCCCCAAGAUGCAAACAGUACGGCACUCUGAACACACCCUGAAGACGGCCCUCAUCUCAAAGAACCCAGAGCUUGUGAAGCAGUAUGAGCAGUUGGACCCCGGGGAGCAGCGCUUGCUGAAUGAGGCCUUCCGGCCAGACAGCGAUCUCUUUGGACCCAUCACUUUGCAUUCACCGUCAGACUGGAUCAUCUCCCAUCCUGAGGCUCCCCAAGACUUUGAAGAGUUUUUCAGUGAUCUUCACAGAAAGAGCCCUUCUCCAGGGAAGCAGACGAUUUACAUACAGUGCAUUGGAUUGCUGGGAAACACCAGAAGUAUCAGUGAGGAAUAUUUGAAAUGGCUCAAGGGCUACUGUGAAGCCUUCUUCUAUGGGUUGACAGUCAAACUCCUAGAGCCGAUUCCUGUCUCUGCAACCAGAUGUUCCUUUAGAAUCAAUGAUAGCACACGGAAUCUUCAGAUUCAUGCAGGGCAGAUCCUGACGUUCUUAAAAAAGAAGAAACCCGAAGAUGCCUUUUGUGUUGUGGGAAUAACAAUGAUCGAUCUUUACCCGAGAGACUCCUGGAAUUUUGUCUUUGGACAGGCCUCUUUGACAGAGGGCGUGGGCAUCUUCAGCUUUGCCAGGUACGGCACGGACUUCUACAGCUCACACUACAAAGGCAAAGUGAAGAGGCUGGAGAGGAAGUCUUCGAGUGACUACUCGGUGUUCGACGACUAUUACCUCCCCGAGGUCUCCAGUGCGCUGCUGCUCCGCUCGUGCAAGACUCUGACCCACGAGAUCGGACACAUCUUUGGCCUCCGGCACUGCCAGUGGCUGGCCUGCCUGAUGCAAGGGUCCAACCACCUGGAGGAAGCCGACCGGCGCCCGCUGGACCUCUGCCCCAUCUGCUUACGCAAGCUGCAGAGCGCUGUGGGCUUCCGGCUCAGAGACCGGUGCAAAGCGCUGGUCAGGUGGAUUGAUGCCGAGUCCACCGACACUCCUAGAGUUACUCCAAAACACAGUCGUGAGGAGCUGGUAACUUUGCCAAAACCUGUGGAAGCCUUUAAAGAGUGGAAGGAGUGGAUCACAAGAUGCCUGGCUGUUCUCCAGAAAUAAGGACCUUCAGUAGGAGUAAUUCAAAUAAACACGUGCACAUCAUGCUUUCUUUUGGCGGGAGUACUUCAUUGGAAUAAGCUGAUUCUGUGUUGUGUCUGGGCAGUGGAGUGGAGGUUUUUUUUUAACAGCACCUGAACUUUGAACCAUGGCUCAUUUAGAAUAAAAACUCAAAACUC
Molecule: messenger RNA, 1595 nt
Organism: Cervus elaphus (red deer)
Lineage: Eukaryota; Metazoa; Chordata; Mammalia; Artiodactyla; Cervidae
Gene: AMZ2
Product: archaelysin family metallopeptidase 2
Exons: 9
Coding region: 337-1419 (360 amino acids)
Biological process (GO): proteolysis
Molecular function (GO): metallopeptidase activity
Source: RefSeq, a predicted model, not a curated record